AUGUUAAACUUCACUGGUCAAACGAGGAGAAGGAAUGUCAAUUUAGGAAAUAGAACUCGAAAUACAAAAAAGGAUUUACUGGAAAAGACUAAAAGGGAGCGAGAAAGAAGAGCCCAAGAUAAACUUAAAGAGGACGCAAGUAGAACUAUUCAAAAGUAUGUUAGAAGACAUUUUGCAAACGUGAGAUUUUUCAAGACAGCUUUUACGAAUGUGCAACUAGUUCAUAUGAUACCAGCUUACGGGGGCAAAUUGAUCAAUUAUAUUUCCCGAGAUGAUCUGCAACAAUUACUGAUCCUAUCUCAUGAUUUCUUGUCCACCUACCCUAGCCCUUUGGGUAAUUCACAGCUAUUGAGUUUGUUAAAGCUAUAUCAAGAUGAUACACUAGUGAUGCAAACUAUAAGCGAUUUAAACAUGAACUACCCAACCAUUGACGAGUUUUUAGACAGUGUAUCGACCUUUUUGCGCCAAACUUCCGUAUYAAGUUAUUCUGUGACUUUAAAGCUAGCAGAUAUUAUAGAGAUGUGGGGAGUAAUGGACACAAAUGCUUCGCUAAAUAUUUUUUCAAUACCAAUAGGACGCUAUGAAGAGCAACCAUUUGCAUUAGAUUUCUACUGCCUUCUCGCAGAAAGAAAUCUUCUGCCCAAAUAUAUCGACUCAGACCCGACAUUAUGGGAUAACAUGGCGAAGGCAUAUUCACAUUCCAGGGAAACCGGUCAAAAAAAUAUUGCAAAACUGCUCAUCCCUAAUUUCAGUCACUAUGUUUCUUCAUCAAUCUUGCCUAAUGACAACGACUACGUAUUAAAGUUUUAUGAAAAGGCAUUUAUAGAUGAAGUGAUAACUGCUACAAAAGACUAUGUUUCCGACGAAGGCCACGUUAGAAACCUAAUGCGUUAUAUUGCAAGUUCUCCCAAUCAAAGUUGUAAGAACUCCGUUCUGAUCACUUUACUUUCAAAUAAGAACUUUGUCAGAAGACUCUCGUGGGAAUUCUUUCACACCAAGUUCAGUGCUACCAAAACGGAAGCUAAUCCGCUCUUUUCAGUUUUAGCACAAUUAAUCGACAUGCACCUUUUGAUAUCGACUGAUCGGGAAUUAUUGGAUCAUGAGUCAGUAAUACCUAUUGAAGAGUUGAAAAAAUUCACAUCUAUUUUGAAGGAUUUUUCCUUUCGACAAUAUUGGGAAUUACUUGAAACGGAAAGAAACCUCAUGUUGAGGGAGGCAGUACCCCUUUUAAACAAAAUAUACGAAAGAGACUCUAGGUUGCACUUUUUAUCCACAGAAGAUAGUUCAGCUUAUUGGGAAAACUCUGACAAACAGUUUUUGAAUUUGAGAUUUUAUGAAGAACUGCAAGAGUACGAAGAUUUGUAUAGAGAACGUUUAGAACAAGAGGAGGAGGAGGAGGAGAACAUGGAAAAGGACUUGGAUUUUGGGACUGAAAGGCGCUCGUUCAAGUCUUUACUAUUGAAUAAAAUGAAAAAGAGGCUCAAGUCGUCAUUACGUUUUCGGAAAUUGGAAAUCCUUUUAGAUUUACCGUUCUUUAUUCCUUUUGAAGAAAGAGUGGACUUGUUUUACAUGUUCAUUGCACUUGACAAAAGACGAUUAUCUUUAGAUGAUGAUCACAGCCUAAUGAAUACGUUUGCACCUUGGGCUUCGACUGGUAUGAGAAAACAGUCUGCUAUUAUUUCCAGAGAAAAUGUUUUAGAUGAUGCCUUUAACGCGUUUAACUCUAUAGGAGAAAGGUUCAAAGCAUCAUUAGAUGUUACAUUUGUCAAUGAAUUUGGCGAAGAGGCUGGUAUUGAUGGUGGUGGUAUCACUAAAGAAUUUUUGACUAAUGUAACUGAAGAAGGGUUUAAAGAUUCAAAGCACGAAUUAUUUCAAACAAACGAUCAUUAUGACUUGUAUCCUUCCGUCGUAUAUGACGCUUCGAAACUAAAAUAUAUAUGGUUCCUCGGAAAGAUUGUAGGCAAGUGUCUAUAUGAACAUGUUUUGAUAGAUGUGUCUUUUAGUGAUUUCUUCUUAAAGAAAUUGCUGAACUACUCGAACGGAUUCUUAUCUUCCUUUUCAGAUCUCGGAAGUUAUGAUUCAGUACUGUACAGUAAUUUGGUCAAAUUAUUGAAUAUGUCCGCAGAAGAAAUCAAAUCUUUGGAUUUAACGUUUGAAAUCGAUGAGCCCAACAGCCCUGCGAAAGUGGUUGAUCUGAUUCCGAAUGGUUCGAAAACAUAUGUUACGAAAGACAAUGUUUUAUUGUACAUUACUAAAGUAACAGACUACAAAUUAAAUAGGAGAUGUUUCAAACCUGUUUCAGCGUUUCACGGAGGAUUAAGUGUAAUUAUUGCUCCACACUGGAUGGAAAUGUUUAAUUCUAUAGAAUUACAAAUGUUGAUAUCAGGUGAAAGAGACAAUAUUGAUUUAGGUGACUUAAAAGCUAACACGGAAUACGGGGGCUAUACGGAGGACGAUCAGACAAUUGUGGACUUUUGGGAGGUUUUGAAUACGUUCAAGUUUGAAGAGAAACUGAGCUUCUUAAAAUUUGUCACAUCCGUUCCUCAGGCUCCGUUACAGGGAUUCAAGGCAUUGGAUCCAAAAUUCGGUAUAAGAAAUGCUGGGACAGAAAAAUUUAGGCUUCCUACAGCGUCAACUUGCGUUAAUUUGUUGAAGCUUCCAGAUUACAGAAAUAAAAAAGUUUUGAAAGAAAAGUUAUUGUACGCAAUAAAUUCGGGAGCUAGGUUCGAUUUAUCAUAA
Saccharomyces eubayanus is the source of this 2739-nucleotide messenger RNA. RefSeq names its product ubiquitin-ubiquitin ligase HUL5 (gene HUL5). The record is from RefSeq and is a predicted model, not a curated record. Gene Ontology annotation, molecular function: ubiquitin protein ligase activity. Lineage: Eukaryota; Fungi; Ascomycota; Saccharomycetes; Saccharomycetales; Saccharomycetaceae. The transcript has a single exon. Bases 1 to 2739 code for a protein of 912 amino acids. Gene Ontology annotation, biological process: protein polyubiquitination; ubiquitin-dependent protein catabolic process.